Molecule: messenger RNA, 7899 nt
Organism: Phytomonas sp. Hart1
Lineage: Eukaryota; Euglenozoa; Kinetoplastea; Trypanosomatida; Trypanosomatidae
Source: the annotation of a GenBank genome assembly
AUGUUUAAAAAUCAACAAAGUUCUCCCAACAACAAACAAAAUAGCAUUGGUCCUACCAAACAGUCAAUAGGGGCGACUAAAGUACGGGCACAUGUUGCGCAUACUAUGCUUCAAGUUGGCAUACCCCCGCCACCCCUUACUAAGGACAAGCCAUGCCUGGAUCGUUGCCUGAGAACACGGUACUUGCCCACUCAAAUCCCCUUUUCCGCCUUACCCUGCUCAGCGUACCUCAGCGCCGAGGACGUCAAGCAGAUUGCGGAAGUAUUCAAAUCAUUUAGUGUAUUGCCUGAUACUUUGCGUUUCAAUAUGAACAGGCGCAAAGUGACUAAUUUCAGUUCUUUCCAACGCGAGCAUUUGGUUGAUUCGUUCACCCCAACAAAUGAUAUUGUGAAGAACACUGGGAUCUCUGAGGUAGCGGUUCAUUUGGAGCAACGAUCUGGCGGCGGACCACUUCAAUCCACGAAUAGAGGUGGCAUGAUAGCGGAGAGUCUUGGAAUGGAGUAUCCACUAAAAGGAACCAUGCCCGAUGACCUUGCUAUUAGCAAAGAGUGGCUUGUGGAAUUAUUGCUUGCGUCCAUGGCUCGUAACUAUAGCAAUGAGCAGAUAAAAUACUUUUCAAUAAAUCGUAACUGCAACGUCGCGUCAAACACUGGGACCGUUGGACAUCCAUUUCAUCACAGCGGGAAGUUUGAUUCGGGCUGUUUGAAUAAUUUGCAAGAAUCAUCGCACUUGAUGCCCAUUGGUAUGACCCAAGGGGAUAGUUCUCUAUUCGGAAUGACUGCGCCGAAGGACAUCUCUUCGUCUCUUGUUUUUCACAAAUUUCGUCGCUUUCAACAAAAACAGACCGUAUUGACUCAGUUUAGACGCGAUUUGCUUCGCUGGAUCGAACCGCUCCAGUUGAUAAUAGACCCAGAUCAUAACCAUGGAAUCAAUGAGCGCUGCAAAGAUCAGGUGGACAAGCUUCGCUUUUUUCAUUAUUUGAUGCGAAUUCACCAGAUUAAGGUGGAUGAUUCUGUGGGCUUGUUGAGUACCACGUCCACUGUCCCCCACGUCAUGACGGCAAGUAAGGGCGUUUUAGCGAAGUUAAGGAAGCAGGAGGGUAGGAACGGAAAGGCUUCCACCAAACCCUCAGUAUCUACGCGAACAUCUGACCCCAUCUAUAUGGGUACCAAUAAAUCUCUGACUUCUUUACAUGAAACCUUUGUUUCAAACCGUUUGGCUUCAAAGAGAUUGGGUGCCGAUGCUGCUCUGCUGAACAGUUCAUCAGACACGAAUAGUCUCAGCCGAAGGUCAAGUGCAGAGACAUUAGAGGGGUCUGAGAGCUCGUCCAAGUUAUCGAUUACCGGUCCUUUGAAUGGGAUCAGUAACACUAGCAACAUCAUUACAAAGGACACAAAUGACCACACCAACUCCACUUCUGGAGAGUUGGACUUUUCCCAUGCAAGUAAUGAUUUUUCUGCCGCUCAAACGACAAGGGAGACGAAUGUGCCGAUUUUUCUGCCAGAUGAUGAUUCUAUUAAGCAUGAAAAUUCUGCUCAGUUGAUUUACUAUGGCGAACAGCCCGACGGCUCGAUGUCGCAAACCUUUAAAAACAUCCUCGCAACUAGUAAAUUUUGGGAGCAGUUUCUGUUGGAAUGGGAGCGCAAUGCUGAAUUAGCCAGUGCUUUAAGUGAGAGCACCAAUUGUAGCUCUAACGGGGCACCAUUACGGCGAAAUAAUAACUGCAAACGAGCGGUGGUGUGUUGGCGUGAUUUCAGCAAUAAUUUAAUCUUGCCGGCAGACUGCUUACCCGCCAAUGCUCUCACGAAUGCCGAUGCCUUUCCUAUGGACGAAAAAAACAUAAACAAUAUAGGAAAUGACUUCUCAUCUAGGUACUUUUGCAAUGACGACACGACUGGCAACGUCCGAGGGGAUGCUGUCUACAAACGUGUUUUGAGAGUGAGACUUGAGAAUAGGACUCAUGGCGCGGGUGGAUAUCAUGAUCGCCGACACCGCUUCUUAGCUGGAGACAAUAACCGAUCCAACGAGGAUAAUGACUUCACACAGGAGAGAGAUUUGAAAAUGGACAUGAUGCAUUUGGGCAACGCACAGCAGCGCCGUCGCAACGUUCGUGUCUUUAACGGCGCCGCUGACCCCGGUAGGGGAUUUAUCGCCGCGGCAAAUUCGAUUAAAGGCGUUGCCAGCGCCGCCGCGGCGGAGUCGGAUACCCUCGCCGAGGAGCUUAAAGCCCUGCACAUGCAGUCGGCUGACCAUGUGCUCGUCUCCACCGUGCACCACCGACUCAUAACCAGUUCUAAGGAUGGGCUGCUGAAACUCUGGGACAGCGACUGGGGGAAUUUUGUCGGCAACUUGCUCAAUGUUGGUACGUCGUGGGUGCUACACAUGCAGUUCCUCCAUAAUGAGCUGUACCUCUUUAUUGCCACCUCAAACGCGGAGCUGACGGUGCUGGGGUUCCCUUCGGGCGCUGUACUGCAAAAAUACCGCGGCUGUACUACGCUAGUAACGGCCCUUAGCACUGUUGUGCAACCUGACUUAAACGGCACGAAGCGUUUUGGUUUGAAGCUAGGCGAGUGCGGCCCGCAUCGAUUUGCAUAUCGUAGCGGGAUGCCUGCAAAAGUUUUUAACAACAGACUGAAGGAUUCACGGCAGGUAAUAUCUGAAACCAGACUCAACGCCAUCCCCAUUGAGGGCUUUGUGGGUCCUACAGCUGUUUUCUUGGAUCCUAUAACCUUAGUUUGUGUCUUUGGUACAGCCGAUGGCACAAUUGGUGGCUUUGAUCUUUCUCAAUAUCUUAAGAGUUCAAGUAUAUUGACCUCGAUGAAUUUGAAUGAACCAAUACCCUUUUUUGACAAAGUGCAAGCCCAUGAGCCGAACACACCGGUUAUGGGCCUCUGCUAUAACGAUUCUUUUCAGUAUGUGGUGUCUUGUGGGCGGGAUGGUAGCGUGUCUCACAUUCCGCUUAAUUCAGUUUUAAACAUAGAAAGUUCCUCAAACAUCAGCCGUACCUUCCAACGACAAAUAGACACCACCUCUUCGCACUAUUUUUUUGGCGAUGCAACGUCUAGCAUCAGUUCAACUCGUCAUACACAACUUGCGGCGUUCUGCCUUCCGGCGCGUCUAGUUGCCACUGUACACAGUGAUCGACGCGUUUUAUUAUGGAGCAUGGGCCGCAAUACCGUUGACUUGGUUCAUCGACUUUCACAAGAGACAUAUGAUAUUGUCAGUUUGUCUUUUAUGCCAAAAGACCACCUUAUUGCGGUGCUUACGGCGGAUUUGGUCAUUUCUAUUUAUGACUUUAAAGGUUUCCGUCCCCUAAGUGUUAUACAUGUAGCGAAGUGCAACGAAUGCAACAUCGAAGAUUUAUCAUUCAUGACCCUACGGUGCCCUCAGGAUGACGCAGAUGGCUGUGUGGCGUUCUUUCCUGGGACAAAGGGACGACUAGUCUGUGCUUUACGUGGCCCUGUGCUUUUUGAUCGCUCUGAAAACAGCUCGCUUGAGGACCCUUCUGGGGAGAGCAAACCAAGGGCUUUACCUACUUCUCCAAAAUCAGAAGAACCAAAACUCAACCCAAAAACCUCGAUUCUGGGGAAGCCACAGUCACCCACAACGCUUCCCACGCCUUUAGUUCACUCUAAAAAGACUGAUACGCAAGAGAAAUCUCGCAAGAAUAUCACACAUCAGGGUGCAAUUGUGGAUAUCUUACUGCGGCGUGUUCGCCUGAGUUCCUCUCCCACAGGUACGGAGGGUAGUGCUUGUGAUAAUGAUACUAGUCCAGGCCGGUUCGAGCUGCAUACAUUUAGUGCUGAUUGGUGGAGAGUGUGGGAUCCACUGAAGGGUGAGUUACUGCGAGAGGUCAACCUAUGCACCGAAAUUCGUAAGCAGUUACCGAUGUUUAAUCGUCCCCUUAUGACGGUUUGUGAAUGGGGCACUGAUGCUUGCACGCGCAUUAUCGCCGGCUCUCGUGGAGGGCAGGUGAUCACACUUGAUGCUUCCACUGGUGUUGUGAACAACGUCGAGGAGGUACUCGUCGCGCAGCGUUCUUUGACUGACAGUAAAAGGUUUGUGGAUCGAUUCCAUAAUACCCAAACUAGCCGUCGCGUAUUAAAUAAAAAGUCCCCAUCAUCUAUACCCAACGUUGCGUAUACGUCUCCUCCGACAGAGGCACUUGACACCGAUAAGCGAACUUCAGCCCAUCAACCGAUUUACGAUCCGGGCAAUUUAUUCAACUUGGACGCAACUGUGGUUUAUCACUACGGGAUGCACAUGCUAGUGUGCGGCAGUAACCGAUGUGUUUUGCGGCGGUACUUCACCAACGAUGUCAAUCCUAGCGGGGAGGAGCAGUUCAUUGCAAUGAACUUCCACCUCCCAGCGACGGCACGCACCACAAUCACCGCUUGCUGCAUCGUCCGCGAUACACACAUUUGCCUUGGUACUAUGGACACUCGUUUAUUUUUUUAUCGUAUGAUAGACGGUAGCGAGCCGUACGCCGAGGAGCCUCUUCGUAGUGAUAUAGAUAUGGAUGACGACAUUUCUAAUAGCGAACCGGAAAUCGGCGCCGUGAUUGGACUUUUCUUUCUUAAUAGUUCAAACCAAAAUCUGUUUGUCAUAGUUCUUGAUACGGGCGUAAUGCACGUGUACUCAUACCUGACUAACCGAAGCGUAGCGCGUUUUCGUCUCCACCCUGCUCACGAAUGCCGCAUUCGAAAGGUUAUUUAUCACAAUAGUGACGCCCAAUUUCUAAUAUGUGGCGAUUCUCUUGGCCGUGUACGUGUAUUGGAUAUUUCGGCAUUCAAGUCCGGCACAAAUGAUUUUCGCUCCGCCAUGAAGGAGCGGUUUGUGUUCCAAGGGGCGCCAGAGGAAGUUUCCUCUCUUGCCUUCUUCAGCCUGCCUACGACUUUACCAUCGACAAAGUUCCAGGAGCAACCGUCCAAGCGUAGAAGCUUAUCGUGUGCCAUGGCCUGGAACGACAAGGGUCAUCGAAGAUCAACAUCGGAAGGCGGCUUGACCAUUUCUUCAGCUAAGGAGGGGGACCCAAUCGUUUCAGAGAAUUCUCAGGUCUUGACGGAAAUGGUUACAUAUCACCCUGGAUCUUCUACUAACUCGCCUUUUACUAAGCCCGUUAAAGUUGACAAUCAUACCUUUGGAAGUGUCAAUCAGGAUGGUUUAGUGGUGGUAGGAGCAGGGGAUGGAAAUGUGCGCCUUUUUUUGUUGCAGAAAAAAUAUGAACGCACGAGAUCCCUUGGGCGAUCCUCGAUCCGGACAUCGAGUCCGCUUGAUGUAGGCUAUUUUGGGGCGCGGGGGUCAUCUUAUGCCCGCCAUUCGUUUGCGAAUAAUGGUAGUAAUGAGUCGAACACAAUUCCUGUGUCGGUUUCUUUGCUUACAAAUGCGCCACCAAUCCGCGACCAUGAAAGUUUCAGCUCGCGAAGACGCCAUCAUUCGAUUAUCAAUAUAUCGCAUGUCGGGACUUUUGGUCUAGGUAAGUGGAACGCGAUGAAUCCAUUAACCUUUCAGUGUGAUUCUGCGUCUUGUAAGACAGGUGAAGGUGGAACGAUACUAAUUUCGUCGAGAUGUUCGCGAUCCUCAUCUUUGGUAGUUCCCGAAGGGCAGGAUGAGGGGUUUCUGGACGACUUACUGCUGCAGGCCAAGAAGAAUGUCGAGUUAAACAGCCAUGCGGUGCCUCAGGCAUCGCAAAAUGCCUUAUCUAUCGAGAAUCGAACGCCUGGUUCAUUUCAUGUGUCUAAGAAGAAUGCGUUUGAUAAUAAGAAGAGGGUUGGUAAAGCAAAAAAGAUGGGCUUCAAGUUUGCUUCAUUCCGGAAGCAUCAGAGGAAGAGGGGUAAAAAUAUGGCGGCAACCUCGUCAAUUCCUCAGCGAGCGCAACAGGAGCAGUAUCAACACAGGGAUUUUCGUCGGCGUGCCGCAUCACAGCGUGAGAUGAAACUCUUAGAGUCAAUUUUACCACGCAGGUAUGUUGCAAUCAGUUUUCUUGCGUCUGUGGUAGUUGAUGAUUUGCCUACAGGGAUAGUUCACACGAAGGAUAAACUACUCCAUAGGUCACUUAUGUUAAAUGGUGAUUCUAUGGACUGGUUUCUGUGCACGUUAAGAACUCGACGAAGGACGGGGAAGAAGUAUGAGCGUAAUGCAUUGCUCAAGAUGUAUCCAGUUUCUCUGCUUCGCAAGAUUGAAGUGAUUCCUAAUACUUGUAAGAUACCGGACUAUCAUGAGGACGGAAGCCCAAGAAUAAUUCAAUCGAAAAACGCUUUCAGUCGUCGUUGGGAUCUUUUGUCCCUUAAUUGUGGGGAUUCUAACAAAGAUAUUGAUAUAUACGGCACUUCUUUGAAUUCUGAAAGAAUACUCAGUAAAGAUUCUUUCUCUGAGUCCAUCAAAAUGACUACUGUGGAUACAAGUCAAGAUUCUAGUAUAGAGGAGGCUAAAAGAAAUAGGUACCCUACUUUAGUGGACGCAAUCUCUUCUGGAAACAACAAUGAGUCAACUUCGUUGAUGCAGGAUAAAACCAUCCUCGAGCCCAGUGAUGGGGGUCAUUCAUCAUUUAUUACUGACUUGAAUAACAUCACGUCCUUCAAAAUGGUAGAAUUAAUAAAGACAGAUGACUCUUCUAAUUUUAUGACAGACUUACCCACAUUGUGUCCUACAAACGCUUUCACCGUCGUACCAGAGGAGGGACAAUCUAGAUAUUCUCAAUUAAACGAACGUGAUGUUGCGCUUAGUCCGUUUGACACUCAACCUACAGCUCCUACUCUGGUUCUGCAUGACCCUGUAGAAGCAUCUGUGAUACCCAAUGAUUUCAUCUUACCCUCUUCUCCACUAUAUAAAUCCAUGAAUAGUGGUACUUUGAGCGGAAGGACUUUGCAGCACCGCGAAUCGGGCAUAUCGGAAAGGUGCAACCUUGACAAACGUACUAGCAAUAUGAAUAAGCCUGUGUUUGUCGGUGGCAGAGCAUUAUCUAUUGUUGAAAACCUCACAACUUCAGUUUCCUCCUUAGCGGAGAAUGUGCUACAUAGUCCUAAAUCCAUUAAUUUCAAUGACAGCAGUUCUUCCUUUGUAAAGUAUGGAACCAAGGACGAUACGCACAACAACAACGCGUUGCGAGACCAGAUUCAAACCGCACUCAGCGAUUUGUCUGCGUCCGCGGUGGAGCAGCGUUAUGAGCAGACCAUUUUGGCGCAUCUUGCUCACCAACUUGACCGUGUGCGACCAUCUGGUCAUGCACCAGGUGUUUUUACGAAUCGCGUAAAGCAAAUUUGGCAGCAGCGGGCCAUUGAAGACGCAUCACAGGCGAUGAUACUGAGUAUUACUAAUCCCACUUUGCGAAGCCGUGUGGGUAGUCCUCAAGUACCCGCAUGUUCCACGGCAAGAAAAAAUAGGUUUUCACCUGCGACGAGUAGUAAAAUUAAAGGCUCUCCUAAAAAAGAGGUUAAGCAACAAUGCUAUUCUGGGUUGUUUUCUGUUCCUAAUCAUGCAAUGGCUCAGAAAGACCCUGGUAUUGGUUUAAAUCUUGCUAUUUUAACUCUUCCAACUGACAAGAAGAGUUCGAUUGUUUCUGGGAGAGUGAGGAACGGCACAGCUGCUUCUGUGUCUGCGGCAGCAAAAGACAGUAAAAAGAAUUUUGAUAAGGCCUCAGUAAUACCGGCUCAUGAGCGGGUGUACCAAAAGCUGAGAUCCUGGAGGCAUAACCGGGAGCAAGAAGUGGCUGAAAGGCGUCGUGUUAUUGAAUACCUUAGUGGGCUGACAAGUAACAGUAAGGCGUCCAAACAUUUCUCUUCCAUGCCGAAUCGAUUGACUUAUCUGCCACUGCUUUAUGCGCAACAGACUCUUGAACCUGUGAAUGUGCCAGCACCAUCUGUAAUACCUCGAUCUAGUGAAGACGUGAAGUACCCCUAG